Molecule: messenger RNA, 3327 nt
Organism: Portunus trituberculatus (swimming crab)
Lineage: Eukaryota; Metazoa; Arthropoda; Malacostraca; Decapoda; Portunidae
Gene: Pgant5
Product: polypeptide N-acetylgalactosaminyltransferase 5-like
Exons: 11
Coding region: 770-2596 (608 amino acids)
Cellular component (GO): Golgi apparatus
Source: RefSeq, a predicted model, not a curated record
CAUUCACCAUCUCAACCUGACCCCCUCAGCCCCUGCCCUCCCUCCUCCUCCUCCUCCACCAGCUCCUCCUUCUCCACCUCCACUUCCGCAACCUCCACCUCCUCUUCGAAACGUGUGACCUCCCUCUUUCCCUCCCUCUCCUUGGCACUGACCACUCACCCCCUACCCAUCCUUUCCCUCACGGCACAAACACCCCUCCCGGUCCUUCCCACUCACUGCAUCCACUCACCACACACACGCACACUCUCACACGCAAAGGAGCAGUUUAACAGACGCCUCCACAGACUCACGCACACGAACACGCACACAGUUCCAUGACGUACGGAGCGUCGGGGAGCCCCAUGAGCUUAGUGGUACUCAGGCCUCUCCUUCACAGUCUUCCUUCCAAUAGGUGAUACGAGAAUCGCGGGGGACACUCCCUCUUAGGAACUCCAUAACAAAGCCAACCCAUCUCACCACCUUCUAUUCUUGCCACAUUCCAUUCACUAAGCACACCUAACAAACAUUCCAAUUAAGGAUCAAUUAGGUAACUUAUACAUUCCAUCCGAGCUGUUACUGAUACUUAUUGUUAAUCUACAGGUAAAAAAAACAUAAAGACGAAACAGAAAGACACGUUAGACAGUAUUAAUUAAGCUGCACAUUCAUCGACAUCUACCCUUUUCUCAUUGCCCUUCCUGUUAAGUUAGCAAUAACCUAAGCUAACCUAACCUAACCUUCACCUAAUCUCAAGUAAUACCACCACCACCACCACAACCCACAAACCGCCAAAAUGUUUCGCUCUUCACGUCUUCGAGUCCACACGUGCAAAAUUGUCCUCAUCACGUCCAUGGUGUGGUUUGCAAUGGACGUGGCGGUCAUCAUGUACUACAGUGACUGCUCCACGGGGUCUGGUUGGGGCUGCGGCAGAAUCGAAGCCGGCACAAGCCCCGCGAGGGAAGGACGGGCAGACCACCACAAGGGCCGCGCCAUCAGGAACCACCAGAGUGAACAUGAUGAUCUCGACCUGGGGGGAUGGCACUUCGACUACCCAAUAGGUCAGCUGAAGCGGUGGGAGGCGCGCCCUACAGUCCCGGAGCACCCUGGCUCGCCGGGGGAGAUGGGCAAGCCGGUGAGGACGCCGGCCGGGCAGGAGGCGCUAAUGAAGGAGAAGUUUAAGCUCAAUCAGUUCAACCUCCUCGCGUCGGAUUCCAUCAGUCUGAACCGCUCUCUCCCUGACGUGCGCCUCGAGGGGUGUAAGACCAAGAACUACCCGCCCCUCAUGCCCACCACCUCCAUCGUGAUCGUCUUCCACAACGAGGCGUGGUCCACUUUGCUGCGUACUGUGUGGUCUAUCAUCCAGCGGUCACCUCGCGCCCUUCUGCAGGAGAUUCUACUGGUUGAUGAUGCUUCCGAGCGAGACUACCUGGGCGAGGAGCUGGAGCAGUACGUGAAGACACUGCCGGUGCCGGUCAAGGUGCUGCGGACCGGGGAGCGCUCGGGGCUGAUCCGCGCCCGCCUGCUGGGAGCCCGCGAGGUGACGGGCCAGGUCAUCACCUUCCUGGACGCCCACGUGGAGUGCACCGAAGGGUGGCUAGAGCCCCUGCUGGCCCGCAUCGCAGAGGACAGAACGCGUGUGGUGUGUCCCAUCAUAGACGUCAUCUCCGACGAGACCUUCGAGUACGUCACAGCCUCGGACAUGACCUGGGGAGGCUUCAACUGGAAACUCAACUUCAGAUGGUAUCGUGUUCCUCAGCGGGAGAUGGAGAGGCGGGGAGGCGACAGAACCCAGCCUUUAAGGACCCCAACCAUGGCUGGUGGUCUCUUCGCUAUCGACAAGGACUACUUUGAGAAGAUUGGCCGUUAUGAUGAGGGAAUGGAUAUCUGGGGAGGAGAGAACCUUGAAAUGUCCUUCAGGAUCUGGCAGUGUGGAGGCCAGCUAGAGAUCAUCCCCUGCUCCCACGUGGGCCAUGUGUUCCGUGACAAGUCCCCGUACUCAUUCCCGGGGGGUGUGGUCAACGUGGUCAUGAAGAACUCUGCCCGUGUGGCAGAGGUCUGGAUGGACGAGUGGAGAGACUUUUUCUUUGAAAUGAACCCAGGGGCGCGGAGUGUGGAUUACGGUGAUGUGGGUGAGCGCAGGAAGCUCAGGAAGGACCUCAAGUGCAAGAGUUUCCGUUGGUUCCUGGAGAACAUCUACCCUGAGUCCCAGAUGCCUCUUGACUACUACUAUCUGGGAGAGAUCCGCAAUGUAGAGACGCAGAGCUGCCUAGACACACUGGGCCGCAAGAGUGGGGAGAAUCUGGGUACCAGCUACUGCCAUGGGCUGGGAGGCAACCAGGUGUUUGCCUACACCAAGAGGCAGCAGAUCAUGUCUGACGACAACUGCUUGGAUGCGUCCAACCCAAGUGGGCCGGUGAAGCUGGUGCGCUGCCAUGGGAUGGGUGGCAACCAGAUGUGGACCUACAACCAAGCGGAUGGGUCGCUGAAACACGUCAACUCUGGAAGGUGUCUCCAGAAGCCAGACGCUCGAGAUGUGACCCUGCCAGUGCUGAAGCCUUGUGAUGGGACGGCAGCACAGCAGUGGGUCAUGAAUGGUUCCUUCAAGUGGCAGGCCAAUUAACAACCUAUGAACACUUACAUUAACUAGAAAACUACACCAUAAUAUAUUGAAAUGAAAAUGAGAGAGGUGUGGUGCUUAAAAGUAUAUUUAAUGUAGACUCUGUGAUAAUACAGAAAACUUUCUCUUGUGGUGACCUAGUGUUUGUUGGUUGAUGAAUAACAGUGUGAUAAUGAACUGUUUCCUCUCAAACUAGAGUACUUUAUCAUGGUUGUGAUGAUGAGCAGUGCAACGUGACACCAGUGUAUGUGUAAGAAGCUGUCAUGAAGCAAGUGAUUAUUGCACAGCUUCUGAAAGGAACUUACAGGGUUUCUUUGGUGGUACUUAACACACAUAUAUAAGAGUGACUUUAGUUUCCUAGUGUCAGACCUGGGCCUGCAGAAAUGUGCACUAAUGGGUACUCCUAGACCUGCAAACAAAAAUAGGAUUUAUUGUAUGUAAUUUGGUUAUUAUUCAGAUAGAUGAAGAGGAAAGUUGGGUCUUGCUUGCAAAUAAUGUUGAUGAAAUAGUCCAAUGAUAUUCUGAGAAAGAAGGUUAAUAAGCAAUACUGAAUGGCCCUCAUAGUAACUAACAACACCCUAGCUGGACUUUUUCUUUUUUUCUACCUACAAAAGUGAAGCAUAGUGCAAAUAUUGCAGGAGUCAGUAAUGGUGAUAGGAGCUACACAUUAGGAGUGAUGUCUUUCCAUGCUUGUAAUUCUUCCAGACAGAAUGGACUCUUCAUAUAUAUAUAUA